Arvicola amphibius (Eurasian water vole) is the source of this 4681-nucleotide messenger RNA. It is a transcript of the gene Ehd3, whose product is annotated as EH domain containing 3. The record is from RefSeq and is a predicted model, not a curated record. Gene Ontology annotation, molecular function: calcium ion binding; protein binding; GTP binding. The transcript is spliced from 6 exons. Gene Ontology annotation, biological process: endosomal transport; endocytosis. Lineage: Eukaryota; Metazoa; Chordata; Mammalia; Rodentia; Cricetidae. Bases 264 to 1871 code for a protein of 535 amino acids. Gene Ontology annotation, cellular component: cytoplasm; plasma membrane.
GACCUCCCCCCCACCUUCCCACCCCCAUCCCCCACCGGCUUCCAGGCUGGUUCGCUUUUAAUUUCCAAGGCUUCAGCUCUCCUGGCUCAGCUCACAGCAUCCUGCUCACCAGCCCUGCUGCGGAUGAAGCAGGGACUGGGCUGGGUCCAGCAAGUGGAGCAGCCCGGGCCAUGGUGCAUCUGAGCCCGGUGCUCCGGUGAGGUGGCGGCGGCGACUCGACCCAGGCGGGUGCCUCUCCCUGGAGCCUUUCCCCAGCUGCCACGAUGUUCAGCUGGCUGGGUAACGAUGAUCGUCGCAAGAAGGACCCUGAGGUCUUCCAAACUGUGAGUGACGGGCUCAAGAAACUCUACAAGAGUAAGCUGCUGCCCCUGGAAGAAUAUUACCGCUUCCAUGAGUUCCACUCGCCUGCCCUGGAAGAUGCUGAUUUCGACAACAAGCCCAUGGUCCUGUUGGUGGGCCAGUACUCUACUGGGAAGACCACCUUCAUCAGGUACCUGCUGGAACAGGAUUUCCCGGGCAUGAGGAUUGGGCCCGAGCCGACCACUGAUUCCUUCAUAGCAGUGAUGCAAGGAGACGUAGAGGGGAUCAUCCCCGGGAACGCCCUGGUGGUGGAUCCGAAGAAACCCUUCCGAAAGCUCAAUGCCUUUGGCAAUGCCUUCUUGAACAGGUUUGUGUGUGCCCAGCUGCCCAAUGCCGUGCUGGAGAGUAUCAGUGUCAUUGACACACCAGGGAUCCUCUCCGGGGAGAAGCAGAGGAUCAGUCGAGGGUAUGAUUUUGCUGCUGUCCUUGAAUGGUUUGCUGAGCGGGUGGACCGCAUCAUCCUGCUCUUUGAUGCCCACAAGCUGGACAUCUCUGACGAGUUCUCAGAAGUCAUUAAGGCUCUCAAGAACCACGAGGACAAGAUGCGAGUGGUGCUGAACAAGGCGGACCAGAUUGAGACCCAGCAGCUGAUGCGGGUCUACGGGGCCCUCAUGUGGUCCCUGGGCAAGAUUGUGAACACACCAGAGGUGAUUCGGGUUUACAUCGGCUCCUUCUGGUCCCACCCUCUCCUCAUUCCUGACAACCGAAAGCUCUUUGAAGCUGAAGAGCAGGACUUGUUCAGAGACAUCCAGAGUCUCCCCCGUAAUGCUGCCCUUCGAAAGCUCAAUGACCUCAUCAAGAGAGCCCGGCUGGCCAAGGUCCAUGCCUACAUCAUCAGCUCCUUGAAGAAGGAGAUGCCCUCCGUGUUUGGGAAGGACACCAAAAAGAAGGAACUGGUGAACAACCUGGCUGAGAUUUAUGGCCGGAUUGAACGAGAGCACCAGAUCUCCCCCGGGGACUUCCCCAACCUGAAGAGGAUGCAGGACCAGCUGCAGGCCCAGGACUUCAGCAAAUUCCAGCCACUGAAGAGCAAGCUGCUGGAGGUGGUAGAUGACAUGCUGGCACACGACAUUGCCCAGCUCAUGGUGCUGGUGCGCCAGGAAGAGACCCAGCGACCUGUCCAGAUGGUGAAAGGCGGAGCAUUCGAGGGAACCCUGCAAGGCCCCUUCGGGCAUGGCUAUGGAGAGGGGGCCGGGGAAGGUAUUGAUGAUGCUGAGUGGGUGGUGGCCCGAGACAAGCCUAUGUAUGACGAGAUCUUCUAUACCCUGUCCCCAGUGGAUGGCAAGAUCACAGGUGCCAAUGCCAAAAAAGAGAUGGUACGCUCCAAGCUGCCCAACAGUGUGCUGGGCAAGAUCUGGAAACUAGCCGACAUCGACAAGGAUGGCAUGUUGGAUGAUGAGGAGUUUGCCCUGGCCAACCACCUUAUCAAAGUCAAGCUAGAGGGGCAUGAAUUGCCCAAUGAGCUGCCUGCCCACCUCCUCCCUCCAUCUAAGAGGAAAGUAUCUGAGUGACAGAUCCAGGUAAUCAGACAGGCAGUGUUAGAAGAGAGAAAGGGCAUGAUGACCAUAGACACACACACACACACACACACACACACGUGACUUGACAUAUAGAUGAGAAGGGUUCAUCUUUGUUUGAACACUUCCAAGUUCCCAGGGUUGGGAGAAGGGCAGCUGUACCUCCUCUAUCCCAGGAUAAAAGCCUGCGUCUCUAAACUUCCGCUCUCUCCCCCAUUCCCCAGAGACAUGAGGCAGUUGACUGGUCCACAGAUGGCCCAAGCCACCCUACCCCCAGUGCCUCCACACCUUGGCUCUGAGAAGAUGGGAAAGGCUUUCCAUGGAGUAGACAAUUUGCUUUCUUUUCUGUGCUUUAAUUUUUCCUCUUUGGCUUCCUAAUUAGAAAUUUACUCAGGGGCUAGGAGCUGUGAGGGAAAGGAGAAGCUAGGGGAGGAUAAUCAAAUGGAGAAACCUCCUUAGGGCACUACAUCCCAGACCUGAAGAGACACUGGCCCAUGUUCUUUGUAUCUUUCUAAACGGAAAACUCUGUCUUCCUCAACAAACUUGAACUUAAUUGAACUCUGUCUGCCAUUUUGUCUUCAAGAAUCCCAGAUAGGGAGAGAAAGGGAAAACCUUGGUAGAAAAGCACAAGGAAGCUGCCCUGUGGUCUUCAUGGACAGGGUGUUUGUAGUUCAAGGAUUUAUCAGGCCCAGGCUGUCUGGAUACUCAGUUUCUUUACAUAUACCAAGCCCCUACUAUGUGGCAGGAGCAGUGUUAGGCACUUUAUACAUGUUGGUCCCUGAGGUCUUCACUAAUGCCCUAGGCAAUAUAUAUCACCCCUGUUCUGCAUUUGUCAGGUGAAGAACCAGAGACUCAGUAGUUCAGGUGACUUUCUCAAACUCCUGAGGUCCCAAAGAGAGAGGAUUCUGAUCCUCCAUUUGUCCCUGUUCUGUGAUGGAUAACGGUCCCUAUGUUGCUAUCUGGUGACAGAGCACAGCACCAUCUGAACACACAACCCCCUCAUACAGCCUUCCAGAGUAUCCAGGCAAAGGAAAAGCGCUCACCAGCAUUUGGUGGGCCAUCAAUCUGACCAUCUGCCAUCUCCUAGAAGCAAACUGUGCCUUCUGGCCCUGUGCCUCAUGUUCCCAACAUCACAGAAGUCCAACCAAGCCAUCAGGAGAGUGGGCUGACCUGCUAGAUGCUGUUUGUGCCUAUUCCUGCUGAGCCUCCCAUCCAUUCACCUUGAGCAUCCCAGCUCAAAUUCAGCCACUGGAUGUCACCAAGCAGGACUUUGUGCUAGUUCCCAGAAGACCAUCUUGAGAGGACUGGGACCUUGUUCUCUGUAGAGUUUCAGUGUUCUUGGCACAAACCCCCACUGUACUCAGUGCCCUCCAUCCUCCUCUUGGCCUUUUCCUUGGCUUGCUCCCCGGCCACUGACCCAGUGACUGUCUGCUACACUCCUACUGUCAUGGAAAACAAAGCAACUGUAACUUAUUUUGUAUCUACGUUCAGACUAUAUAGAGACUGUUCCGUGUAUCUACAAUGUGCUUAUAACUGCAGUGUGUUUGUCAUUAGGAUUCAUGUGAAUACAACACAUUUAUCCUUUGGUACCCUCCUGGCAACUGAGCGUCAUUGUAUAGCACUAGAUUCUGACGUGAGGCGUCUACUGGCAACUUUGAAAGAAAGUAGUUCAUCCACUCAAAGGUCAUGAAUGGAAUACCUUCUCUUGGACUCGCGUUCAUGAAGCUGCCAGGGCCACUGUUUCUUGCUUUUCUGGAGUGGAGAUGUUUGCUUCAGCAUACUUCUCUUGAGUCAAUAGUAGAGGAUGGUUAAGACAGAGAAAUCUCAACUCAGAAGACAGUCCCAGUGUACCCAACAGGUGAACCAUUCCCCUAUAUCUUGUGUUGAGCUGGAGGUGAUAUAAGAAAGUAUCAGGUGAAGUCUGUUUUAGUUCAUAUGAAACAGAGAUGUGUGUGAGUCUCAUGCCACCGUGUAUGACGCUCAUACCAUAUUCUUGUCCUCCUCUAUUCCCCAUAUACCAUCUUGUCUUCAGGACCACCCAAAAGGAUCCAGAAGGUACAAGAAUGAGUUCCAUUUAUUCUCUUUCUGCCAUCUGGAAGGAGGAGGUGGUACUUGGGUCUCCUCUUAAUGUGGUGUGUGUGGGGGGGGGGGGGGUGAGUUCUUCUCACUUGGGCGGUAUCCCUCUGGCCCCAGCUGUUGUGACUUGCUGAUCCCUUGCAGGACCUGAGGGUUUGCAAUCGUUCCACCUCAUCCAAGGGGACAUUUCACAUGAGAAACAAAGACACAGAGUGGUCAUGGCAUUUACAAAAUCCUCUACACCUUUUUCCCGUACAAUCAGCUUAGACCCUGAAGAUUGCCAGUGGCGCAGAAACAUCCCACAAUCCUGGCCCAGUGCAGCUUCCUCUGUACCAAAGAGUUAAAUCCUGACCAAAAUAUAGUUACAUACUUGUGCACCUAGGUGAGUUGCCCACCACAGUAGGGUGUGGGCCUCUCUUCACAGACUGGCGAGAGGUUUCUCUGAGUCAUCCCCACUCUAAUUUGGUUCCCUCCGUUCCAAGAACUAGUAUGUGUGAGUUUGUUCAUCAAGAACUCUCUGAGGAGAAUAAACUUGUUCAUUCUCCCUGUGAAAUACUAACUGGCCUCUGUGCAUACUCAAACUAUUCUGUUGUCCGUCCGUCCAUCCAUGAACCAUCUUUCACUUGAGAGGUCCUAAGCACUCCCCACAGAAAGACUCUUGGGAAAAUCCUAGAGAUUUAUUCUUUGAAUCAUUUGGAACUGCAUAAUAAAGUUCAUGUGUGUGAUCA